Molecule: messenger RNA, 3607 nt
Organism: Peromyscus eremicus (cactus mouse)
Lineage: Eukaryota; Metazoa; Chordata; Mammalia; Rodentia; Cricetidae
Gene: Cdh6
Product: cadherin 6
Exons: 12
Coding region: 300-2672 (790 amino acids)
Biological process (GO): cell-cell junction assembly; homophilic cell-cell adhesion; adherens junction organization
Cellular component (GO): catenin complex; plasma membrane; adherens junction
Molecular function (GO): cadherin binding; calcium ion binding
Source: RefSeq, a predicted model, not a curated record
UGUGUGCCCACAAGAGCCAGCUCUCCCGAGCCAUAACCUUCCCAUCCCGAGAGCUGCAGUUCCAGCCACAGCAGCAAGAAGCACAGAGCCGGCGACCGUGGCGGAGGCAGGAGCAUCCUGGGCUAGUUGCAGGGUGUCCCCAGGUUCCGGAAGGCGAACAGAGAUACCUUCUGAGAGCCAAGCAAAGUACAUUAAGGACGAAAGGAGGAAUGAGCUUGGAUCCAGUGCAGUGAAAAGAGACGCACGCAGGAAGGGGGAACUCACCACCCAGAGACUCAAGAGUCUGCCUUGCCAUCAGCAUGAGAACUUACCUGUGCUUCUUGCUGCUCUUUUGGGUCGACCAGCCCUACUCAACUUUCUCAAGCCCAUUAUCUAAAAGGACUAGUGGCUUCCCAGCAAAGAGGAGGGCCCUGGAGCUCCCUGCAAACAGCAGGCAUGAGCUGAGCCGUUCGAAAAGGAGCUGGAUGUGGAAUCAGUUCUUCCUCCUGGAGGAAUACACAGGAUCCGAUUAUCAGUAUGUGGGCAAGUUACAUUCAGACCAGGAUAGAGGAGAUGGAUCACUUAAAUAUAUCCUUUCAGGAGAUGGAGCAGGAGAUCUCUUCAUUAUCAAUGAAAACACAGGCGACAUACAGGCCACCAAGAGGCUCGACAGGGAAGAAAAACCUGUUUACAUCCUUCGAGCUCAAGCUAUCAACAGAAGGACCGGGAGACCUGUAGAGCCUGAGUCCGAAUUCAUCAUCAAGAUCCAUGACAUCAAUGACAAUGAGCCAAUAUUCACCAAGGACGUUUAUACAGCCACGGUCCCCGAGAUGGCUGAUGUUGGCACGUUUGUGGUCCAAGUCACUGCCACUGAUGCUGACGACCCAACCUAUGGGAACAGUGCUAAAGUUGUCUAUAGCAUCCUCCAGGGACAGCCCUACUUUUCAGUGGAGUCGGAAACAGGUAUCAUCAAGACAGCGUUGCUCAACAUGGAUCGAGAAAACAGAGAACAGUACCAAGUUGUGAUUCAAGCCAAGGACAUGGGCGGCCAGAUGGGAGGACUGUCGGGCACCACCACCGUGAACAUCACGCUGACAGAUGUCAAUGACAAUCCACCCCGUUUCCCCCAGAGUACAUACCAGUUUAAGACCCCCGAGUCCUCUCCACCGGGUACACCGAUUGGCAGGAUCAAAGCCAGUGAUGCUGACAUGGGAGAAAACGCAGAGAUCGAGUACAGCAUCACAGACGGUGAAGGACAAGACAUGUUUGACGUCAUCACCGACCAGGAAACCCAGGAAGGGAUUAUAACUGUCAAAAAGCUCUUGGAUUUCGAAAAGAAGAAAGUGUAUACCCUCAAGGUGGAAGCCUCCAAUCCCCACGUCGAGCCCCGAUUUCUCUACCUGGGUCCCUUCAAAGACUCAGCCACAGUGAGAAUUGUGGUAGACGAUGUGGAUGAGCCUCCAGUCUUCAGCAAACUGGCCUACAUCCUGCAAAUACGAGAGGAUGCGCAGAUAAACACAACCAUAGGCUCUGUCUCAGCUCAGGAUCCUGACGCUGCCCAGAAUCCCGUCAAGUAUUCUGUGGAUAGACACACAGAUAUGGACAGGAUAUUCAACAUUGAUUCUGGAAAUGGUUCAAUUUUUACAUCGAAACUUCUCGACCGGGAAACACUGCUGUGGCACAACAUCACAGUGAUAGCAACAGAGAUUAAUAAUCCAAAGCAAAGCAGCCGUGUGCCUCUAUACAUUAAAGUUCUUGACGUCAAUGACAAUGCCCCAGAAUUUGCUGAGUUCUAUGAAACCUUUGUCUGUGAGAAAGCAAAGGCAGACCAGCUGAUUCAGACCCUACGUGCUGUUGACAAGGAUGACCCUUAUAGUGGACACCAGUUCUCAUUCUCUUUGGCCCCAGAAGCAGCCAGUGGCUCAAACUUUACUGUACAGGAUAACAAAGACAACACCGCAGGAAUCCUGACUCGGAAAAAUGGCUAUAACAGACACGAGAUGAGCACCUAUCUCCUGCCUGUGGUCAUUUCAGACAACGACUACCCAGUCCAAAGCAGCACUGGGACAGUGACUGUCCGAGUCUGUGCAUGUGACCACCAUGGGAACAUGCAGUCCUGCCACGCCGAGGCCCUCAUCCACCCCACGGGGCUGAGCACAGGGGCUCUGGUGGCCAUCCUUCUGUGCAUCGUGAUCCUACUAGUGACAGUGGUGCUGUUCGCAGCUCUGAGGCGACAGCGAAAGAAAGAGCCUUUGAUCAUUUCCAAAGAGGACAUCAGAGAUAACAUUGUCAGCUACAACGACGAAGGUGGCGGAGAGGAGGACACCCAGGCCUUUGAUAUCGGAACCCUGAGAAACCCCGAAGCCAUGGAGGACAGCAAAUCGCGCAGGGACAUUGUGCCUGAAGCUCUUUUUCUCCCGCGACGGACUCCAACAGCUCGCGACAACACGGAUGUCAGAGAUUUCAUUAACCAAAGGUUAAAGGAAAAUGACACAGAUCCCACGGCCCCGCCCUACGACUCCUUGGCCACCUAUGCCUACGAAGGCACCGGCUCUGUGGCCGACUCGCUGAGCUCGCUGGAGUCAGUGACCACAGAUGGAGACCAAGAUUAUGACUAUUUGAGUGACUGGGGCCCUCGGUUCAAAAAGCUAGCGGAUAUGUACGGAGGGAUGGACAGUGACAAGGACUCCUAAUCCGUUGCCUUUUUUUUUUUUUUUUUCAUUUUCCAAUAUGACACUGGAAUAUGUGAAGUGGCUAUUUCUUUCUAUUUAUCCACUAUUCCGUGAAGGGUUCUCUGUUGUACCCGUUCCAAAAGUCAAUGGCUGCAGUCCGUGCGGAUCCAAUGUUAGAGACUUUUUUCUAGUACACUUUUAUGAGCUUCCAAGAGGCAAAUUUUUAUUUUCUAGUUCACGCAGUUAACCAAGUUAGCCCAGCAGGCACGCGGGGGAGGAGAGGAGGGGACAGCGUUUUUUCCCUUGUUCUCUUAGGGCAGGUUGGCCACACGCUCCUUACUGCUGGCCUGGACACUACUUUUGUUCAUGGCCUCAAGUCAGCUGAAUGCUCCAACUGUACGUUUCCCACGCUACUGGGAGAAGGGAUCAUACUUUACUGAUAAAAAAUAUAUAUAUAUAGCUUUAGCAUAAAAGAAAAACACAAAAGGAGGCAACAAUUGGGGAAUUGUCCUUGGUCUAUCAACUCUCAAGGAGAUAAUCAGCUAUGGAAGGGUUUGUAAGAGUGUAUGUGUGUCAUAGAAUUUAAGGUGGCAACUGGGGCAUCCUGUCUGUGCUGGAAGAGGCGUUUCUGGCACCAACAACUACUCGUAACAUCAAAUCCCUCCGUGUUUUAUAAUUAUUUAGAAGCAAAUCAAAUGGUAACAUUCAGACAGUAACAAAAAGCAAGGCUGUAUUCCUUGACACUCAUGAUGUGCUGCGUAUGAGAAACAUGAAAGGUCACCGUCGCACCAAAGGGAAAAAGAAAUAGCUAAAAAACGUUAACAAGGGAAAGAUUUGGUAAAUUUCAAGGUUUUUGUGCCACCCACUGUAUCACCGAUCCCUUAAUUCUUCCAACUAUCAGCAAACUAAUGAGAAAUAUGUCUAGUCAUGUAAAAGUUCUUGAGAGAAUUUUCUGA